UCAACGAGUAAACAACAUAAGCGCGGCGGCAAUACCAGGACACAUACACACCGUAAAGCAUCAGAGCGGGAGACAUGUCAACGCUUAAUGAGACCAACGGCAGUUGCAGCGCCCGAUCCAGCUCCAGCCCAACUUUAGCUGCGACGGCUUCAGCGGCAGCAGCAGCAGCGGUGGCAGCGGCGGCCGCAGCGGCAAAUGUUGCCAAUAGUAAAAGCCCCGCCACAACGACCACAAUGUUAACCACAAAAACGCCAUUUUCGAUUGAGCAUAUAUUAUUUCAAAAUUUAAAUAGUGCCACCACCACCAACAACAACAACAACACCAGCAAUAACAACAAUAACCAUAACAACAACAGCAAUCAAAAGUGCAUCAAAUAUAAUGUGAAAAGUGCCAGAAGCAGUGCCAGCUCUAAUCCAAAUUCAAAUCCAAAUACCAAUAUCAAUAAUUCCAUCGCCAUUUCGAGUGCCAGUGCAUAUGAUAAUAAUGCCAGAUAUACAAGUGCCACAGCAGCGACGGCAUCUAAUCGACCAGUGAUCAGUCCCGGCCAUUCAGCGUCGGCUUAUGCCAGCGAGGAUUAUGUCAAGUCCAUGCACAGCCAACGUGCCCAACAGCAACGCGCUGCAGCCUCACAUUAUGGUCAUCCAAAUGCUGGACCAAAUGCCGAAUCGACAUUACAACAAAUGACGUCAGGUCCUGCAGCACCUCCUCCACCACCGCCGCCUCCUCCACCAGCACCUGCAGGAAGUGGACCAAAUGGAGUGUUGUAUCCCAAUGCGGGGUACAGUGAUCAUGGAUUCCUGCAGAUGACGCUGGGCUAUCUUUCGCCAUCGUCGGGCACGUACAAGUCAGUGGAUCCCUAUUUUCUAUCCCAAGCCAGUCUCUUCGGAGGAGCGCCCUUCUUUGGUGCGCCGGGCUGUGUGCCCGAGCUGGCUCUGGGACUCGGGAUGGGCGUGAAUGCACUGCGACAUUGCCGACGGCGCAAGGCACGCACAGUGUUCAGUGACCCUCAGUUGUCGGGUCUGGAGAAGCGCUUCGAGGCACAACGUUAUCUGUCGACGCCGGAACGCGUGGAGCUUGCAACGGCGCUGGGAUUGAGUGAGACACAGGUCAAGACGUGGUUCCAGAAUCGCCGCAUGAAGCACAAGAAGCAGCUGCGACGACGCGACAAUGCCAAUGAACCCGUUGACUUCUCACGCACAGACCAAGGCGGCAAGCAACAAAGUGAUGCUUCCAAUGGCGCUGCUUCCACAGAUUCCAAACAGGCCAAGCUGCCUUCUGGUGGCCCUCAAACCACUUCCACCGCUCAACAGCAGCAGCUACAAAUGUGCUUCCUGCAACAUGGCUACUCCACGGAUGACUAUUCGGACCUUGAGGCGGACAGCGAGGAUGAUGACAAUUCCAGCGAUGUAGACAUAGUCGGAGACACAAAGCUAUACCAACUGACAUAGGUCACAACGUGUUCGCGAUUUCCCAUAAAUUAGACCGGGUACAGACCUCUAAGAAGUAGA
Drosophila albomicans is the source of this 1508-nucleotide messenger RNA. RefSeq names its product brain-specific homeobox protein. NCBI's taxonomy places the organism in Eukaryota, Metazoa, Arthropoda, Insecta, Diptera, Drosophilidae. The coding region runs from base 75 to 1448 and encodes 457 amino acids. The transcript is spliced from 4 exons. Gene Ontology annotation, molecular function: DNA binding; DNA-binding transcription factor activity, RNA polymerase II-specific. Gene Ontology annotation, biological process: regulation of DNA-templated transcription. The record is from RefSeq and is a predicted model, not a curated record.